GCUUUUACACUUCCGAAAAAAAUAAACCAUUUAAACGUUUGAUGAGUCGAAACGUAUCGUAGUGAUCCGGAUAAAUCCGGUUUUUGAAACAGUUAAGGGCUGGCGAACCGAACACCGUGUACCGAGUCCAUUCAUCCGUUCAUUCAUUCAUUCAUCCCAAAGUAACCGGAUGACGUAGUUGCCCCCAUCAGCAGGGUACUCUUUCUAUUUUCUACCUAGCCCCGCCCCCUCGUACCUGACGUCACCGCUGCUCGUUAACGCGCUCUCGCGUUCACGCGCGCACCUGCAGCUUGUUCAUGACUCAAGCCAGCAGAUCCUCCUCCUUCUCCUCGUUCUCCUCCUCCUGCUUCUUCUCCUCAUUCUUCUUCUUCUUCUCGUUCUCCGUCUGUGUCGUGUUUCUCCGGGAAUGAGAAGGAGCGAUGGCGGGCUGUGGCAGCGAGGAGAAAGCUUACCGCCGCUUCCUGGAGCUUUUCCUGCGGGAGAUGCGACCGCCGCUGCGCGAGGACUCACCUGUGCCCGCGCGCCCUUUGUCGGACUCGGUGGUGGAGGACGAAGUGGAAGGGGAAUGUCUCGACCUGUGUCUGCAGCACCUGUGCAAAUAUAACUGCCCGUUCCCGCUGGCGGCAGGUUUGGCCCGUGGUACGGCUGACAGCGUUCUACAGAGCGAUCUCUCCAGCUGUCACCUCACCAAGACCACCGAGGACGGCACAGAGACCGAAACCAUUCCUCAGAUCGAGGCGGUGAAAUUGGCUCGUCUGGUCUUUAAUAAGCUGUGUGAGACGUGCUGCGUGUGGCUGAAGGUUUUCCCGCCGCGACGCCGCUCACAGGCCUACUACGAGACCUCCAUCCACGCCAUCAAAAACAUGCGGCGCAAGAUGGAAGACCGGCACGUCAUCAUCCCCGACUUUAACACGCUCUUCAACCUGCAGGAUCAGGAGGAGCAGGCGUACUUCGCCGUGUUCGAUGGUCACGGUGGCAUCGACGCUGCAACCUACGCCGCAAAUCACCUCCAUGUCAACCUGGUGAAGCAGGAGAUGUUCAGCCAGGACCCCGCAGAAGCUCUGUGCCGAGCCUUCAAACGCACCGACGAGCGCUUCGUACAGAAAGCGUCACGAGAGAACCUGCGCUGUGGCACCACUGGGGUCGUGACCUUCCUGCGAGGCCGAACUCUGUACGUUGCCUGGCUUGGAGACUCACAGGUUAUGCUGGUGAAAAAAGGACAAGCAGUGGAGCUGAUGAAGCCCCACAAACCAGACCGAGAGGAUGAGAAGCGGAGGAUCGAGGCGCUGGGUGGGUGUGUGAUUUGGUUCGGGACGUGGCGAGUGAACGGCAGCUUGUCGGUGUCGAGAGCCAUCGGAGACUCGGAGCACAAGCCGUACAUCUGCGGCGACGCUGAUCACGCGUUGUUUCCUCUGGAUGGCACUGAGGAUUACCUGAUCCUGGCGUGUGAUGGUUUUUACGACACGGUGUGCCCAGAGGAGGCGGUGCGUGUCGUCUCCGAUCACCUGCAAGAGAAUAACGGAGACACGGCCAUGGUGGCGCACAAACUGGUGGCCUCGGCGCGCGACGCCGGCUCCAGCGACAACAUCACCGUCAUUGUGGUGUUCCUCAGGGACCCGCGAGCUCCACCCCCAUCCGACGAGCAGCAGGAAGAAGAAGAGGUGGACCCUGACGAGGAAGUGGAAGAAGAAGAGGAAGAGGAGGAGGAGGCGAUGCAGGGCGAGUUGGUGUGUCAGGAUGGCGGAGGGGAGAACGGAGGAAAAGCGCGCAGCGGCUGGCCUCUACAGCAGUGCUCAGCUCCCGCUGAUCUGGCCUACGAAGAGCGCACCGACUCCUUCACGGACAGGACGAGCCUGAGCACCACAGGGCCCGAUCUCACGCUCACGGCUGGCGGCUGCUUCUGUCCCACUCCCAGUACGUCAGACCUGGGCCUAAGGGGAGGAGGAGGAGGGCGUCGGCUGUGUCCCAAACCUCAGGUCCCAUCCUGCAGUGGACGCUGGGUGGAAGCGGCAGCUCUGUUCCCUCAGCAGGGACGAAGAAAGAGGAAGAUGGACGAAGAGCUGGAGCGCAGGAUGGAGGAAAAGUGGCGCAUCCGAAAGAGGGCCGAGUGCCGCGGUAUCCUGAGCUCCAAGCCUCGAGUACCUGAGCCACUGCGCCACGCCGAGACCCGCCCCGGAGUCGCCCUUCCACGCUUAACACGCGAAUACGCCAUCUAAACCCCUCACCUCACAUAACCCCUUUAUCACUCUCUCACACACACACACCACGUUCACAUUAAUGCCUAAUACACACAUUUUACACACACGCUACACCUUUCCCCUGACCUGGAGUUAGCCCGACUGAGCCAAGACAUAGAUCUCUCUCUCUCUCUCUCUCUCACACACACACACACACACACACACACACACACACACACACACACACACACACACACACACACACACAGACCUGAGGGAGAAAUUAGUUAGACCAGAGGAUGUAGAGUAUUCUUCACCAGGACCGAACUGUCUGCCAUUUUAUUAUUUAUUGCUGCGUCUGACUCUCAUUUACAGAAUCCGCCAUGAUUCUGACGUUUCAGCCGAUUUCUCUUCAGACCCGGCGUCAUUUCUGCCGUUUACGCCAGGUUCAUAAAGGACGUUCAUCAAACACCAUGUAAUUAAAAGUUCUGUUUAAAACCUAAUACUGCACUACACAAACCGGUCAGCGUACACACUCUUAGAAAAGGGUUCCUCAGACGUUCGUCUGAAGGUUCCGCGUUCUUUACUUUCUCCGCUGUGUUCUGCAAAGGCUCUGUACGGGUCCGCAGCGUUUUCGAACCUUUACACCUCUUCAUUUCGUUUGGAUCUGAGAUUAAAGCCUUUUGACUGAGAAUAAGGACAUGACCGUACACCAGUUUGAUUAGAUAUCAAAUAAAUGGACUGAAACGUAGUUUAUAAGGAAAUAAUGGCGACGAACACGGAAUUAAAUGAAACGGUGGUUUAUGACUUUCAGUAACCGAUGGAGGUUCUUCUUAAACUUCCUACAGACUGAACUAUUUGCCGUCGUUUGGCCCAAACCUGAUCCAUCAGGACGUAACAUGAUGGAAACAUCAGAUUUUUGUCUAAAAUAUACCCGCCAUUUUAUUUUUGUUCAGCUGAGCAAUUAUCGCCGGAUGGUUCUUUACAGAAAUGUCGGUAGAGAUGCAGUAUCAAACACUCAGUGUGUUUAUAAUGACAUCGAGACCAAAGAAAGGCUGUAUAGCCGAGUGUGAGUGCGAGUGUGUGUGUGUGAGAGAGACUGCCUUGUACAGAGUGGCAUCUUGUUAGUCAGAGUUGUUUGGCUAAAGGGGCGUGGCUUAAAACUGGAAGGCAGAGUCUGUAUGCUAGAAGGCAUCAUAAAGUUUCAUUUCAUUUUAAUACAGACUUUAUGAAACUGUAUAGAAAUAAUGUUAUGGAGACACGAUGUGAGGAUUUAAACGUGUUGAUAUGCACAAACACACACACACGUCUCAGAGGCGUAACAGGACGUUGUGGACAUUUUAUCAACAGCCAAACUGAUUCCAUAACAAUUUAAAGGUUGAGAUAUUUAGUGGACUUUUAGUGGAAAAUAUGCUACUAGAACUUCCUCCACACACACACACACACACACACACACAAAUCCACUCACUCUGACAGCCCAAGACAUUACCCAUGAUUCCAAGAGGUCAUCCAUUAUCAUGCUGCAAAAAGCCAGUGUUUCCUUCUGACAAGACAAGAGGAAGCCUCUGUGAAACCUUCUGCACUCGCAUCAUCAUCAUCAUCUUCUUCUUCUUCUUCAGCCAUGCCGCUGAGCUCAAACCUGAUCCCCAGUUCCUCCAGGAGCUGGUAACGAAGCAACACCGAGGAAGAACGUCCACGGAUCCUCCUCAGAUCUACACACACACACCAUUUGUUUUUGCUCAGACUCUGGAAUGUAUUCACACUGAAAACAUUCGUCACUUUUAGGUUUUUAUUUCGUUGAAAGUCUCCUGAGCCUGAGCGACAUGACGUCCUCGCCUGCGCGUCACGGCGUCUCUACCUGGAUGGGGCGACGCCUUGAAGUGAAAAGCGGCGCUCUGAGGUUCUGCGUCUCGUCCUGAAGUGCACAUGAAGUGCGCAAGUGUUCAUUCUCUUUCCCUCCUUCCCUGAUUUACCUCUCAAGGGGCACAAAUAUAUUUAACAGAAUUGUAGUAAAAUAACAUGUAUAUAUGUAUUUUUGUGGGCGUGGCUAUGUGUGUGCGUGUGUAUGAAUGACUCUGUCCGUCUUAUUAGUGCGAUAGUUAGGUCUCGGACACACACUCUGACCUGUGUAACUCUCCAGCCAUGAUGUCCCUCUACGUCUAACCCUAAAGAAAACUACUUGAAAUUAUCCGAAAAGGAGGACGUGCCAUGAACGAACACACACACAUACCCCGGAAAGAAGUGUCUGAAGGCUUCCUCCUCCAUGUUCAGGGAUCCUGAGCCUCGGCACUUCUUAGUGACGGCGCGCUCCUGCUCGUCUCACCCCUCACUUCCUGUCUCUCUCACUGUGUUUUGCCUCGUCUGUGAUCUUCACCUCUGCUUUUACUUCCUGUAAGCAAUAAUGAACGUACUGAAGCCAUGAGACUCUCGGAGCUGCAGAGCAAAGAUUCUCCCACGAGUUCACGACGCUCAUCACUGGAUUCCGUUAAAGGAGCAGUCUGGACUAAACCGAAACGUCCACGGCGUCUGUCGUCACUCUUAAAGCCGAGACGUGUUCGCUGUGUGUAAAGAAGUCUGCUUUUUUAGCUACGAAGAGGAAGGAGCUAGGAAGUCAUGAAGGUUGCGUGAAAUCUCUAGCUGUGUGGCUCGACAACGGAGCUCGUGCUGCAGCGAUGAAUCUGAAUAAUCAAUACUACUCAUCGGUGUGGACUUUAUGUCUAACAAGUCGUUUAUGUAAACAACAGCAGGAAGCCCAGAGCGCGUUGGCCUCUAUUGGUGUGUAGAAUGUAAUACCGUAGUGUAGCUGUAGGGGGCAGCAGCACUGCAGCUACUAUUACACCACAUGAACGCUUCAGGUUUCAGUCCGAAACCCAAGCGAAAGCAGAAAAACAGUUCAUAUCAAUCUCAUGUGAGCUUUAACACAAACGCUCUAUUCUUUAAAAGUGAGACCGAUUGUAAAAAAGAACUCGAGAGAAGAGUGUAAACCCUGAUCUCACAAAACUAAAAUAACGUAAACUCCUGUAACAGGAAUAAUAAUUAGAUUAGAUAUGCUCUAGAGGAGAACGUCAGCAGUGCAACAAGUCGUCCCUUGUGUUUUACAUUCUACUACUGACCAAAUCAAGCAAGUGAUAUGUUAUAGCUGUUCUCUUUUACAAGCGGUUUUUAUUUAUAGAUUUAAGCUGAUUAAUCGAUUACUUCUCAUGAAUAUUCGACUAGUCAAAAUCUUUGGGGUUUUUUUUGCAGCUUUAUCCUCUAACUGGAAUGUUAUUUAAGAGGGCUGCCAUCUUGGACGACCAAAAUCAUUCAUUGCCUCAGUGCGGUCCGGUAUAACCCCGCCCCUCGGAGAGUUAACUGUAAAAAAACAAAAAAAACCAAGAUGAUGAAGUUCCAUGUUUAACUUGAAUGUGUAAACACAAUAUACAGGAUUUAUCGGUGAAGAUUUUGGAUGACAGACGUCCUGUUAGCAACAGUCGCCUCAAAAAAGCUAAAAAAAAAAAAAAAGCAAACUUCACACAGCGAGCUCGUCUCCACAGAUUUGGAGUUUUGUUGUUUUGGGGUUUUUUUUUUGCCGAACUGCACCUUUAAAUCUGUGUAAGACUGAAAUGUUUGAUCAGGACCCUGAGCAAACGGACGACGUGAGACGACGUCUAGACCUUUAGACGUCCUGCUGUCUGCAUGAGAAAGCGUGACCUGUGGAAGGUGUUCAGUUGUUUAAGUAAAACUGACUCUAUUAGAGACUCGUUAAAGACGUUAGCCUUUAAAACACACACACACCCACACACACACCCUCACGGUCAUCAUCACACGUCUAGGAGCGUUCUGUUUUCCGUUUCCUGCUCGGUUACUGGAUGACGAACACGAUGAGUUAUGCCUUCUCUUCUGUCCUGGUGAAGAAACGCCAUCAGUUUGGCGUCUAAUCUGUGUCUAAUCAGCGCCACAUCGGCACCGUCUCCUCCAGAAACCUCAGUAACCUGCAGACCCGAGACUCCCCGUCCCUCAUCCCUCAAAUUUAGCUCACAGUAAAUAGUGAAACUGUGUGUGCGUGUGUGCGUGUGUGUGUGCGUGCGUGCGUGCGUGCGUGUGUGUUCUGUGCUAAUGUAGUAUUUAUUAUAAAUAUGUAUAUCUGGUGACUAUCAUGUAUAAAGAGUGUAAGAAGUG
This is a messenger RNA of Ictalurus punctatus (channel catfish), 6335 nucleotides long. It is a transcript of the gene ppm1e, whose product is annotated as protein phosphatase, Mg2+/Mn2+ dependent, 1E. NCBI's taxonomy places the organism in Eukaryota, Metazoa, Chordata, Actinopteri, Siluriformes, Ictaluridae. Bases 420 to 2216 code for a protein of 598 amino acids. Gene Ontology annotation, molecular function: protein serine/threonine phosphatase activity; cation binding. The record is from RefSeq and is a predicted model, not a curated record. The transcript has 7 exons. Gene Ontology annotation, biological process: protein dephosphorylation; negative regulation of protein kinase activity.